AUGUACUCUUUCGAGCCUUUCGGUCCUGGUGGUAACCGCCAACGUUGCUCCGCUCUCGAAGAAUUGCACUCAAGAGUCUGCCAAUUCUCGCACGCAGCUUCGUUCAUCUUCGUCUUCGUCGUCUUCGUCGUCGUCGUCGUCGAAAACCAGUACAAGCCAUUCACAUUUGGUGUCGAGGACAGAGGUUAUGAGGGAUUGAGACCGAAGUGCGAAACGACGAGGAGUUUUCAGGGGUUCAAAGCUGGCUUCCUCGGUCACCUUUUGGGUUACAUUUUGGGGUCAGAAGUGGACAGAGGCGGACAACGAUCUCAGAAGAAUACAGUACUGGGCUUUGGGCUGGAAGACGCAGCAUUUGAUCUCGACCUAAGGGUCCGUCUUGACAAAGUCGCCGAGGGACAUGUGGUAUAUGGCGAUGAAGUCUUUGCGGGCAGCCCAAGGGCUGCUCUCAACCCAGCGCCUGCAGUCGGCUGGGCCAACGAGGCCGUCUUUGGGCGUCAGAGGGCUGGCUAA
Colletotrichum higginsianum IMI 349063 is the source of this 510-nucleotide messenger RNA. RefSeq lists its product as uncharacterized. Lineage: Eukaryota; Fungi; Ascomycota; Sordariomycetes; Glomerellales; Glomerellaceae. The record is from RefSeq and is a predicted model, not a curated record. The transcript has 5 exons. Bases 1 to 510 code for a protein of 169 amino acids.